Molecule: messenger RNA, 997 nt
Organism: Drosophila eugracilis
Lineage: Eukaryota; Metazoa; Arthropoda; Insecta; Diptera; Drosophilidae
Gene: Pex11c
Product: peroxisomal membrane protein 11C
Exons: 4
Coding region: 107-808 (233 amino acids)
Biological process (GO): peroxisome fission
Cellular component (GO): peroxisomal membrane
Source: RefSeq, a predicted model, not a curated record
UUGGGUUCCCGCCUGCGAUUGUCAACUUCUUGUGUUUUCGUUGUUGUGUUUCAGUUCGAGUUUUUGGCUGAUAUAAAACAGUACCUGGUCUUUUAAACGAGCAAUAAUGGGCAGCACGACCAAGUUUGUGAACGAAUUCUGUGAUAUUAUCGAUUCCUAUGGCGGUCGAGAUAAGGUAAUGAAGGCGCUGUGCUACAGUGCCAAACUGGUGGCUGGAUACCAUGCCAAGCGGAAUCCGGAUCUUGCCAAGCGAUAUGCCACCGCCAGCUCGAAGAUCUCUGGUGCGAGGGCCACCCUACGACUCAUUGAUGACAUCCCUAUGAUCCAGUAUGCCUUGGAGUACGGUUUGGGUGAGAAUGAACCUGAUCGUAUAAUGGCUGUUCUGGGAGUCACGGCCAAUAUAGUGGAUCUGCUGUAUUAUCCUAUUGAGAAGGUGUGUUGGCUGGCCGAGCACAAGAUUGUGGAUGUCAAGAAUGCAGAUAGUUGGGACAAUGUGAGCUCUAUAUUCUGGGUUCUCUCGGUGUACCUGAACCUCAUGAGGACAAUGCGGAAUUUUUCUUUAAAUCAGGACAAACUAAAUCGUACUAAGAAUAUCAAUGAACUGGAUAUCAAAACCAUCACCAAGCAUCGUCUGGAGAUGGUUUCCAUCGUUCGCAUCUCCCUAGACUUUGUACACGCCGUCAGUACACUGCCCAAGGGUUAUUUGUGGGGCGGCAAGCUCUCUACUCUCCAAGUUGGAGCCAUUGGCACCUUAUCCGCUGGCCUGGGCAUCUACCAGAUCUUUGCCAAGAGAAGACUGAACAAGUAGUAGAGCCGUCAUCAUUGUAUUUGCAAUCUGUGUACUCGUAUUUGUUGAUCAGAAUUUUAAGCUAGUCGGUAACGCGUUUUUUGUACGUUGAUUUUAUUAAUUACGGCACUCGAAAGUGGUUUAGUUAGUAGGUUCCUUAAAGAAGCACAAAAUACAAGCUUAAUAAUGGUGAAAAAAGAAGAAAAACUA